AUGUACAGCAGCAAUGUCACGGACUUUGUGAUUCUGGGCCUCACCCAAAAGCCUGAGCUCCAAGGAGUUCUUUUCCUCGUGUUUCUCUUCAUCUAUCUCGUGGCUUUUCUUGGCAAUAUGCUCAUUGUCAUCACCAUAAUCUGUAACGCCACCUUGCACACCCCCAUGUACGUUCUCCUGUUGGAGCUGGCUGUCGCGGACAUCAUCUGUACAACAAGCAUCCUGCCGAAGAUGCUGGAGACCCUGCUCGAUUCAGGGCAGACCAUUUCAGACGAAGGCUGCAUGCCCCAGCUCUUCUUCUUCACAUGGUCCCUGGGGGCCGAGAUGGCUCUCUUCACCGCGGCCUAUGACCGCUCUGCAGCUGUCUGUUUCCCUCUUUGCUACAGGGCCAUCAUGAACCACCAUGUGUGGGUGGCCUUGCUUGGCAUUAUCAUGGCUAUUGCAGUGACCAACUCCUGGGCACACACAGGGCUCCCCCUGAGGUUGACCGUCUGUGGGUCAAACACCAUUAACCGCUUCUUCUGCGAGAUACCCCCUUUGCUGGCUCUGUCCUGCAGCCCGGUGGGAAUCAACGAGGUGAUGGUUUGUGUUGCUGAUAUCACCCUGGCCGUAGGGGACUUUGCCGUGACCUGCCUCUCCUACAGAUUUAUCAUUGCUGCCGUCUUCCGCAUCCGCACAGCAGAGGGCAAGAGGAGCUUUUCUACAUGCUCAGCCCACCUGACCGCGGUGUCCCUCUACUACUUCCCUGUGAUCUACACCUAUAUCCGCCCUGCUUCCAGCUACACAUUUGAAAGGGACAAGGUGGUAGCUGCGCUCUGUACUCUUGUGACCCCUGCAUUAAACCCAAUUGUGUACAGUUUCAGGAACAAGGAGAUGCAGACAGGGAUUCAGAAAGUCUUUGCAGUUCUGAAACAUUAA
Messenger RNA from Manis javanica (Malayan pangolin), 918 nucleotides. The record is from RefSeq and is a predicted model, not a curated record. NCBI's taxonomy places the organism in Eukaryota, Metazoa, Chordata, Mammalia, Pholidota, Manidae.